Impatiens glandulifera is the source of this 691-nucleotide messenger RNA. Its product is annotated as 40S ribosomal protein S18-like. The transcript is spliced from 4 exons. Gene Ontology annotation, biological process: translation. Gene Ontology annotation, molecular function: RNA binding; structural constituent of ribosome. Gene Ontology annotation, cellular component: ribosome; cytosol; small ribosomal subunit. NCBI's taxonomy places the organism in Eukaryota, Viridiplantae, Streptophyta, Magnoliopsida, Ericales, Balsaminaceae. The record is from RefSeq and is a predicted model, not a curated record. The coding region runs from base 88 to 546 and encodes 152 amino acids.
UGGGAUCUUCAAACUAGGGUUUAGCUAUUCCUUGUUCUCUGCUGCCGCAUUUCACAUUUCCUCAGAGCUCAAUCUCAAACCCUAACCAUGUCGUUGGUAGCCAAUGAAGAGUUUCAGCAUAUUCUUCGUGUUCAGAACACAAAUGUCGAAGGGAAGCAAAAGAUUAUGUUUGCCAUGACCUCUAUUAAGGGUAUCGGGCGUAGAUUCGCCAAUAUCGUCUGCAAGAAGGCUGAUGUCGACAUGAACAAGAGGGCUGGAGAGCUUUCGAAUGCUGAGAUCGAUAACCUGAUGAGCAUUGUUGCCAAUCCACGUCAGUUCAAGAUCCCAGACUGGUUUCUUAACAGAAAGAAGGAUUACAAGGAUGGUAAGUUCUCCCAGGUGACUUCUAAUGGUCUUGACAUGAAGCUGAGGGAUGAUUUGGAGAGGUUGAAGAAGAUCAGGAACCAUCGUGGUCUACGUCACUACUGGGGCCUUAGGGUUCGUGGUCAACACACCAAGACUACCGGUCGCAGGGGAAAGACUGUCGGUGUGUCCAAGAAAAGAUAGAUUUUCUUCUCUUUCGGUUUCUAUUGUUCUUUUCGUUUCGUUUUUGAGACAAUCUAUGUAUGAGUUGGUUCAAUCUUUUUUGCAAAAGAUUAUAGAUUCUGGAUGAUUAUUUAUUUACAUGCAUUAUGGAUCUUUUAUAUUUGUU